Messenger RNA from Physella acuta, 614 nucleotides. RefSeq lists its product as uncharacterized. Lineage: Eukaryota; Metazoa; Mollusca; Gastropoda; Physidae. The record is from RefSeq and is a predicted model, not a curated record.
AUGAUUGAUGUUAAAUCUGGCAUCAGAUUUCAAUGGCUGUAUGUAGAAUCUGGUAUGAUUGAUGUUAAAUCUGGCAUCAGAUUUCUGUGUACAGUUAUCAGUUGUCAGAUAGCUGACCUAACAUUAAAUGAGUCUGAUAAAACUGUUAGACAGUUGGGUGACCUAACAUUGAAUGAGUCUGAUAAAACUGUUAGACAGUUGGGUGACCUAACAUUGAAUGAGUCUGAUAAAACUGUUAGACAGUUGGGUGACCUAACAUUGAAUGAGUCUGAUAAAACUGUUAGACAGUUGGGUGACCUAACAUUGAAUGAGUCUGAUAAAACUGUUAGACAGUUGGGUGACCUAACAUUGAAUGAGUCUGAUAAAACUGUUAGACAGUUGGGUGACCUAACAUUGAAUGAGUCUGAUAAAACUGUUAGACAGUUGGGUGACCUAACAUUGAAUGAGUCUGAUAAAACUGUUAGACAGUUGGGUGACCUAACAUUGAAUGAGUCUGAUAAAACUGUUAGACAGUUGGGUGACCUAACAUUGAAUGAGUCUGUAGUAAAUUGUUUCAGCUAAAGCCCAAAAUUUGGCUAUUCAACUUGUUUAUGAAAUAAAUCUUGAAUGAAGUA